AUGUUUAAACAAUCUGGUUCAAAAAAAUUAAAACUUGAUAUUGAUGACAAAAAUGAUGUUGAACAACAAAACGUCACGGAGGAGGAAGACGACGAUUAUAUGUCAGAUGCUCAUCUAGCAGUGGCAGAUAAAUUGGCAGGUCCACAAUCGUUAAAUCAUAAACGUUUACUUCCAACAAACCAACGAUCAGAAUCUGUUCAGAAACAAGAAAAACCACGCCGUUUGUUAGAACAAGAACAACGUGAACAAGGUUUAACAACAGCGAUUACAAACGACAAUAAAGGUUUUCAGUUACUGAAAAAAAUGGGCUAUCGUGAAGGAACAAAACUGGGACGAGAAACAGAGCAGAAAGGGGGAUUAAUUGAACCAUUGACGAUUAAAAUUCAUACGUCACGAACCGGUUUAGGACAAGAAACAAAAGAAAAAGAAAUAGUACAAAAACGUCAAGAAAAUGUAAUUAAACGUGAAAAUAAUAUUAAACACAUACAAUCAACAUUUCAAGAUCGAAUGAAACAAAAAUUUCAUAAUAAACGACUACAAAUCGAUAUCAACAAAUGUCAAACGAUAUGUGAAAGAUUAGAUAAAGAGAUAGGACUAACUGAAAAUAUAUUAUGGAAAAAACAACUAGAUGAAAUCAUUGUCGAUAAUGAGGUGGCAGAUGACGGUGAUGAGAGCGAAGAACAAUUUGAUUUAUUAGAUUUGGAAUGUCAAUUAGAAAGACUAACAUCUUAUUUGCGUGAGAAACAUUUCUACUGUCUUUGGUGUGGAGUUAUGUUUUCAGACGAAGAAGAGUUGGAACAAUUAUGUCCAGGAGAUAAUGCCGAUGCACAUUAG
Didymodactylos carnosus is the source of this 834-nucleotide messenger RNA. The record is from the annotation of a GenBank genome assembly. NCBI's taxonomy places the organism in Eukaryota, Metazoa, Rotifera, Eurotatoria, Philodinida, Philodinidae.